CUCUACUUUCCGUCAAGGAAGGAGGAGGAAGAGCGAGUGAAGACGAAGGAUGGUUUCUGCCAGCCAGCGUCAUUGUCAUUCGCUUUGACUCCCACCUAUCGACAUUGCUGCCAUCGAAGCUUAUUUUAUUGCAUAUAUUUAUUUUUAGAUCUUUUUGGGAGUCGCGGGUGGAGAAUAAACACGGAAUCUCGCGGACGUUGAGUCCGCGCACCUGCCACGGAGCUGGAGCACAACAAACGCCUUCUAAAAUGGCUGCGACCCUCCGAGAAAUACUAUUUUAGUAUUUUUAUCGAUGCUAUCGAGAGGAGGGCGUUCGUUAUUUGGAUGACGUUCGCACCACCAGCUGUUUUGUUUUGAAGUGAGGAAGCUGGCACGCUAACAGCGAGUCCUCGCUCCCUUUUAUUUUUUUAAACAUUACUCAUUUUAGUAAUACUCUUAAUUAGUGGUCAAUGUGUUCUUAGAAAAACAUAAAACGACUGAGGUCAACAUCAUGUGGGUGAGUCCCGAAGAGGUGUUACUGGCGGGCGCCCUGUGGAUCACGGAGCGGGCGAAUCCUUAUUUCAUCCUCCAGAAGCGGAAGGGCCACGGCGGGGAAGGCGGAGGACUGGCUGGUCUAUUGGUGGGGACCUUAGACGUGGUCCUGGAUUCGAGUGCCCGCGUGGCUCCCUACAGGAUUCUCUACCAAACCCCGGACACUCUGUCCUACUGGAUCAUCGCUCACGGAACGUCGCGUAAAGAGAUCACAGAGCACUGGGAGUGGCUGGAGCACAACAUGUUGCAGACGCUCUCCAUCUUUGAGAAUGAAAAUGACAUCACCACCUUUGUCAAAGGAAAAGUGCAGGGCAUCAUCGCCGAGUACAACAAGAACCACGACGCCAAAGAGGACGACGACACGGACAAGUUCAAGGAGGCCAGCUCCAAGUUCCGCAAGCUGUUCGGCAUGCCGGACGAGGAGAAGCUGGUCAACUACUACUCGUGCAGCUACUGGAAAGGCAAAGUGCCGCGGCAAGGCUGGCUCUACCUCAGCAUCAACCAUCUGUGCUUCUAUUCCUACCUGCUGGGCAAAGAAGUCAAACUGGUGGUGCGCUGGGCCGACAUCACACAACUGGAGAAGAGCGCCACCCUCCUGCUGCCCGACGGCAUCAAAGUGAACACGCGCGGCCACGAGCACGUCUUAUCCGUCUUCCUCAACAUCAACGAGACCUUCAAACUGGCCGAGCAGCUGGCCAACAUCGCCAUGCGCCAGCUCCUGGACAACAAGGGCUUUGAGGAGGACCGCUCGCUGCCCAAGCUCAAGAAGAAGUCGCCCAAGAAGGUGUCGGCCCUCAAGAGGGACUUGGAUGCCCGAGCCAAGAGCGAGCGCUACAGAGCGCUCUUUCGUCUGCCCAAAGAUGAAAAACUGGACGGGCACACGGACUGCACCCUGUGGACCCCCUUCACCAAAAUGCACAUCCUGGGCCAGAUGUUUGUCUCCACCAACUACAUCUGCUUCACCAGCAAGGAGGAGAUGCAGUGCAGCCUCAUCAUUCCUCUGCGCGAGGUGACCAUCGUGGAGAAGGCCGACAGCUCCAACGUGCUCCCCAGUCCCGUUUCCAUCAGCACCAAGAACCGAAUGACAUUCCUGUUUGCCAACCUGAAGGACCGGGACUUCCUGGUCCAGAGGAUCUCCGACUUCCUGCAGCAGACGCCCUCCAAAAGCUGCCUGGAUUGGGAGCUCACCGGCAGCCUCAACAGCUCCGACGACGAGGUUUACGGCCCGCCGCUGUCCAGCAGCCCGCAGCGCAGCUUCAGCUCGGAGGGCGAGCGCGCCUUCAACCUGAACGACAGCAGCGUGCCCACCGCCUCGCAGGCCCUCAUGACCAUGUACCGACGCCGCUCGCCUGAGGACUUCAAUCCUAAACUGGCUAAGGAGUUCCUGAAGGAGCAAGCCUGGAAGAACCACUUCACCGAGUUCGGCCAGGGUGUGUGCAUGUACCGCACCGAGAAGACCAAAGAUCUGGUCCUCAAAGGCAUCCCCGAGGGCAUGAGAGGAGAUCUCUGGCUCCUCUUCUCUGGGGCCAUCAACGAGAUGGCCACCCAUCCCGGCUAUUACCAAGACCUGGUGGAGCGCUCCAUGGGCAAAUACAACUUGGCCACCGAAGAAAUCGAGCGGGACCUCCACCGCUCCCUGCCGGAGCAUCCCGCCUUCCAGAAUGAGAUCGGCAUCGCCGCCCUCCGCCGUGUGCUCACCGCUUACGCUUUCAGGAACCCCAACAUCGGAUACUGUCAGGCUAUGAAUAUCGUGACGUCGGUGCUGCUCCUCUACGCCAAAGAAGAAGAAGCCUUCUGGUUACUGGUGGCGCUUUGCGAAAGGAUGUUGCCCGACUACUACAACACCAGGGUUGUAGGAGCUCUGGUGGAUCAAGGCGUCUUUGAGGAGCUGGCCCGCGAGUACGUUCCCGAGCUCUACGACUGCAUGCAGGACCUCGGCGUCAUCUCCACCAUCUCGCUCUCCUGGUUCCUCACGCUCUUCCUCUCGGUCAUGCCGUUCGCGAGCGCCGUGGUGGUGGUGGACUGCUUUUUCUUCGACGGCAUCAAGGUGAUCUUCCAGUUGGCCCUGGCCGUGCUGCACGCCAACAUCCACCAGCUGCUCGGCUGCAAGGACGACGGCGAGGCCAUGACGGUGCUGGGCAGGUAUUUGGACAAUGUGACCAAUAAGGACAGCACCUUGCCGCCCAUCCAACAUCUGCACUCCUUGUUGACGGACAACGGAGAGCCGCAUCCUGAGGUGGACAUCUUCAAACUGGUCCGCAGCUCUUACGAGAAAUUCGGCUCCAUCCGCGCGGACGUCAUCGAGCAAAUGCGUUUCAAACAGAGGCUGAGGGUCAUCCAGACCAUCGAAGACACAACCAAACGCAACGUGGUCAGAACUAUUGUGACAGAGACGGCCUUCAGCAUCGAAGAGUUGGAGGAACUCUUCGUCCUCUUCAAGGCGGAGCACCUGACCAGCUGCUACUGGGGAGGCUGCAGCAACCCAACGGAGCGCCACGACCCAAGCCUGCCCUACCUGGAGCAGUACCGCAUCGACGUGGAGCAGUUCAAGGGCCUCUUCAAGCUCCUCUUCCCUUGGGCCAACGGCGCUCACUCCGACCCCUUGGCCGUGCGCUUCUUCCGCCUGCUCGACCACAACGGCGACGCCUUCAUCAACUUCCGGGAGUUCAUCAAUGGCCUCGGUGUUCUGUGCCAUGGGGACCUGACGGAGAAGCUGAAGCUCCUCUACAAAAUGCACGUUUUACCCGAGGUGACCAGCGAGCAAGAAGAGCCCGACUCAGCCUUCGAGGCCACUCAGUACUUCUUUGAAGACAUCACCCCGGAAACGUCCAUGGGCCACCGAAGCGAGAAGGACGACGGCUUUGUCGGGGUUACUUUGAAAACGGAAAAAGUGAAGAAGCUGAGCGCUCCCGACUAUCGCUACUACCUAAAGCUGUGGAACCAGGACAGCAAGCAUGCCAAGGAACUCCCUAAGCUCAAUCAGACUCAGUUCAUCGAGCUGUGCAAGACGCUCUACAGCAUGUUCAGCGAGGAUCCCGCCGAGCAGCAGCUCUACCACGCCACCGCCACCGUCACCAGCCUGCUGCUAGAGAUGGGAGAGGUGGGCAAACUUUUCCGCGCCACUCGCCGGGACCACCAACUCGGGGAUCACUCCUCCGAGGAGGACGAGGAGGAGCGUUUGCCAGCCAUGCAGGACAUUAAGCUGGAAGACUCCUCGCCCAAAUCGGCCAUGCUCACCUCGGACGACGAAGCCAAAGACGACACGUCGGUGUCUUCGUACUCGGUCCUGAGCGCCGGCUCGCACGAGCCGGACGACAAGCUGCGCUGCGAAGACAUCGCCGACGACACGGUGCUGGUGAGGAGCGACGGAGGCGACGAGGAUAAGAAGAAGAAAAACGGCCACGCCGGGCCCGGCGUGGACAAGGACUGGGCCAUCACCUUCGAGCAGUUCUUGGCGUCGGUGCUCACCGAGCAGGCGCUGGUGCUUUAUUUCGAGAAGCCCGUCGAUGUGUCGGCGCGGAUCACCAACGCCAAGAACGUCUGCAAAGUUGGACGCAAAGCUCUGCUGUCCACCAGCGACUAUGAAAUCUCACUCUCCGGUUGAGAGGAAGACGCCAUUCUACAGUUUUAGAAGGAAAUUUACAGUACAAGUCUAAAUUCACAGUAAUCCCCCACUAUUGGCAGCGGGAAGGAACUAAGCCAUGCCACCAAUAGCGAAAAAUCUGCGACUCAUUGAAGCCCCCUAAGAAGGAUUACAUUCGACUAUGAGUGUCACAAGCUGUUAUCAAAGCACUACUUUUGUCAAAGCCUCUCAAAAGACUUCAAUAUAGUUGUUGCACGGCGCAAAGAUGCCACGAGAUAGCAACGAUACACUACUUUGCCGAAAAUGAAGCUCCUCCACGCAAUGUUUUUAUUGCUUUCGCCCUAAUUAGGGCAUGAACUGGCCAAUUUAAUCAGCCGAUAUUAGCCGUUUUAAAAUCUGGAAAUUUU
Molecule: messenger RNA, 4521 nt
Organism: Syngnathus acus (greater pipefish)
Lineage: Eukaryota; Metazoa; Chordata; Actinopteri; Syngnathiformes; Syngnathidae
Gene: tbc1d9
Product: TBC1 domain family, member 9 (with GRAM domain)
Exons: 22
Coding region: 491-4135 (1214 amino acids)
Molecular function (GO): calcium ion binding
Source: RefSeq, a predicted model, not a curated record